Molecule: messenger RNA, 4786 nt
Organism: Oncorhynchus nerka (sockeye salmon)
Lineage: Eukaryota; Metazoa; Chordata; Actinopteri; Salmoniformes; Salmonidae
Product: chondroitin sulfate N-acetylgalactosaminyltransferase 1-like
Exons: 10
Coding region: 908-2563 (551 amino acids)
Cellular component (GO): Golgi cisterna membrane
Molecular function (GO): glucuronosyl-N-acetylgalactosaminyl-proteoglycan 4-beta-N-acetylgalactosaminyltransferase activity
Source: RefSeq, a predicted model, not a curated record
UAGAUGCACUAUUGUAAAGUGGCUGUUCCACUGGAUGUCAUAAGGUGAACGCACCAAUUUGUAAGUCGCUCUGGAUAAGAGCGUCUGCUAAAUGACUUAAAUUAAAUGUAAAUGUACUACUAGUUUGAUUUCCUGUCAAAGAGACUGAAACUUUUAAAAGGGGGAUUUCAAGAAGAGGAUUAUGAGUUUGAGAUUGGAGCUCAGGUUGUGUCCCAAUAGUCUUUAUAAUCCUAUAUCCUUCUCCUUUCCUAAUAUAGUUUCCUUUAGUACCACUAAUAGGUGAACGAACUGGUAGGAAAGGAAGUUACUUCAUACUACUGAUACAACCCCACACUAACAAACACUGCUCUCAUGGUGAGGAUGAGGGAGGAGAGGGAGUGGUGGGGGAGGAAGAGGAAGGCUGAGACAGAGGGUGCACUCAGCAGCAGUGAGCUCAGCCAAAGAGGGCCAUUUCAGCUCUCUCUGUGUCCCCACUCUCUUUUUCCCUCUCUCUUUCUCUCUCUCUUGCUCUCGUUCUCUCUCGCUCUCAGGCGUCCUAAUGAGAGAGAGAGAGCUCUGUCGUGGGCUAAUAUGAAGGAAGCGCAGAGCUCUGUGCAGUAAGUUUGCUAACUCUUAAAAGAGAUGCAUGGCGAUUAUUAAAUCAUGUUGGAUCUGUCUUAUCUCUGCUAUGUUGCAUGCCGAGAGAUGGAGAGCAGUUGGCAAAGAAGAAUGCCCUUUAACAUUUAAUAUGGCAUGAAUAUGCUGUGAUGGACUUCAUCUAUCGGUGGAAUGAGUGUCGUGGGACAUUAAGACCAUUCUGUCAUGGGGGACUUGAGAGAUGAGUAUGGGCAGUGAAGACGACGGGAAGGAUGACCUCUAUAAGCUGAAAGCCCCUACCGUGCUCCAGAGAUGUGCUGUGUAAACGCUAAUGUGCUCUGAAUCCACAAUGCUCCGGAGGUGGCUGUUAGCUCUGGUGGCCCGUGUUGGGGUCAUAGCACUAGUGGUGUGCUGCUGCCUGUCUCUACUCUACCUGCUGGCCUGCAAACCCCAGAGCAGCUACAGCCAUGAACAGGCCCAGGUCUGGGCUGGAGGAGCCACCAGUAAAGAGGGUUACCUGGCGCUACUGCAGGAGAGCGAGGACACACACAGGCACUAUAUUAACAGUCUCAGUAAGCAGAUAGCUCAGCUCAAAGAGGCUCUUCAGAUGAGGACCCAGCAGCUGCAGGAGUCUCUGGAAAAGGCCAGGGCCAAAGGGGUUCUACCUAUGGGGCUGGAGGGUCUGCAUAGGCCCCAGACACACACCGACCUCCAGGAGUUCUUCAAGGCCCAAUUGAGCCGGGCUGAGGUCCAGUCUGGUGAGAAGUUGCCCAGUGAGUACGCCGUGAUUCCCUACGAAAGCUUCACCCUGCACAGGGUGUACCAGCUCGAGAUGGGUCUGACCCGUCAUCCAGAGGAGAGGCCUGUGAGGAAGGACCGGAGAGACGAGCUGACAGGCACGCUAGAGAUAGCCCUGCAGGUCCUCAACGGACCCCGGAGACAAGGGGAGCGCCACCGACGCUCCUAUUCACCAUCGGACUUCAUAGAGGGGCUGACCCGUACAGAGCGUGACAAGGGGACAGUGUAUGAGCUGAUGUUUAAGGGCGAGAGUUCGCAGGACUUCAGACAGCUGGUGUUCUUCAGACCCUUCGGCCCGGUGGUCAGGGUGAAGAAUGAGAGGGUGGACACACGCCACAUGCUCAUCAACAUCAUAGUACCACUGUCCAGGAGGGCUGACACAUUCAGACAGUUCAUCAACAACUUCAGAAAGGUGUGCAUCCAGCAGGAAGGGAAGACGCACCUCACUGUGGUCUACUUUGGCAAGGACCAGAUUGACGAGGUCAAAGCCAUCAUGGAUCAGACAUCUAGGGAAACCCAGUUCCGAAACUUCACGCUGAUCCAACUGAAUGAGGAAUUCUCUCGUGGGCGGGGCUUAGAGGUGGGCGCACGGGCCUGGAGGCGGAGCCACAACGUGCUGCUCUUCUUUUGCGAUGUCGACAUCCACUUUACCCUAGACUUCCUCACAUCCUGCAGACUCAAUGCAGAGCCUGGUAAGAAAGUGUUCUACCCAGUUCUCUUCAGUCAGUACAAUCCAUCUCUUAUCGACAAUAACCAGAGUCCCUUCCCUUCUAUUCAACAACAACUGGUGAUAAUGAAGGAUGCUGGAUUCUGGAGAGAUUUUGGGUUUGGCAUGACUUGCCAAUAUAGGUCUGAUUUCAUCAACAUAGGUGGGUUUGACCGGAACACCAAAGGCUGGGGUUUGGAGGAUGUUCACCUAUACAGAAAGUACCUGCACAGCAAGCUGAUGGUGAUUCGAUCUCCCUCCCGUAGCCUCUUCCACUUGUGGCAUGAGAAGCAAUGCGCGGACGAGCUGCAGCCAGACAAGUAUAAGAUGUGUAUGCAGACCAAGGCCAUGAGCGAGGCCUCUCACGGCCACCUGGGGGAGCUGUUCUUCACACAGGAGAUCCAGGAGCACAUGGAGAGGCAGAAACUACUGAACGACUCAAAGUCACUUGAGGUAGAGGUUGCCCCAUACCCACAGAUCUAAGAUCAGAAUACCCUACCCCUUAUCCUAGCCUUAACCAUUAGGAGGUUGAACUAUAUCUGACCCUGGACCUGUGGUCAGGGUUAGGAAAUCAGAACGUCUGGAGAGGUUCUGUUGAGAGAACAAUGAUCUCAUCAUCCUACAGACGGAAUUUAAGGACUGGGGAGGGCGUGUAGAGGGAUGAGACAUGAACUUUGUCAUGACAAGAUUAAAAUGUUAUUGAAUGAAACAUUGAUGUGAUGUCAUGUACGUCGUCAUUGCCAUUUUGCUGACGGAUGAUGGCCUGAUCUGAUGAGUCUGUUCUAUAAGCAUUUGGUUGAAAAGACGUUGCAAAGAUGUCUUUCAACUUCUUGUGCUCACUGGGUGAAAACAGGGAGGGCAGAAGAACCUUACCCACUUUGUUGUAUUGAGACUGUCAACCUGCUAUGGACUCAAUGAAAAUAAUAUUUUUGUAUAAAUGAAGGGAAGGAUGUUUUUGUAUAACACUCUGUAUUUAUAACUGCAUCUGAAUAUUUAUUAGAAUAAUACAAGAUCAUAAUGUCUCAACCAACCAACUGACUUGGAGCCCAUUACCUGGAUAGAAGGAUCAAGAAGCAUAAUUAAAAGAAUGUGGAUUGCAUGCACUAUCAUAGCGUUUUAUAUGAUUUGGGAGUAGAUGAGCAAUUGCAUGUACAUCAAUAUUUGUGUUCUUUCUGGUCUUGCAUUGGAACAUUGGGAGAGUCAAUAUUUCAAAACCAUUUCUCUCUCUCUUCCUUCCCCCUUCCCCUCUGUGUGUGUGUGCGCGUGUGUGUGUGCGUGUGUGUGUGUGUUUCAGAGAGAGUCUAUUUGUGCAGACAUAGCUACAAGGUGUGGAGGCCUACAACUGCCAGUAUUUCAUGGUCAGGCAUGUUUUGACACAGAACAGAAGAAACACUUUGGUGGAACCUGUGUUUUAGAAGUGGGGUGGGACAUAAAUGUGUUCUUAUUUUGCCUCGUUUUGUAUCACAUUCCAGUGGCAAUUUUAACAUGUAAAUGUUUGUGGGGAAAACUAAAAAACACAACACUAAACAAUAUAUUAAUUGCACUAUAACGGUGACAAACGGUGCCCACAAGCUGUUAGGGCCUACAUAAAGGUGUCCCAACACCUCACCACUGCUACACCUGGCUAUCAGCGGAGCCUUAUCUGGCAGCGAAACAGUUCAUUCAGCCUCAUUUACUGCCUUUAAAAAAACAUAGCUGAUAUGGCUGACUUGCUUAAGCAAAUGUGGUUUCUACUGACAAUUGAGAUGUACAAACUAUGACAUAAGGGGACAACGAGCGGAUAAGAGGCAAUCCGUAUUUUCAAUUAAGACAUUAAUGAGCGAGUUAGGACAGACGUAGUGAAUAUAACUAUUUGUUCAGCACUUUUGAAAUGUACAGCGACAUAAUUCAGAACAUGGGUCAUUCUUACAGUGUUCUCCUGUACACCAAGUCAGACCCUGUCUUUCAAAGAUAAUUCAUAAAAAUCCAAAUAACUUCACAGAUCUUCAUUGUAAAUGGUUUACACACUGUUUCCCAUGCUUGUUCAAUGAACCAUCAACUAUUAAUGAACAUGCACCUGUGGAAUGGUUAAGACACUAACAGCUUACAGACGGUAGGCAAUUAAAAGGUCACAAUUAUGAAAACUUCGGACACUAAAGAGGCCUUUCUACUGACUCUGAAAAACAGCAAAAAAAAGAUGCCCAGAGUUCCUGCUCAUCUGCUUGAAUGUGCCUUAGGCAUGCUGCAAGAAUGCAUGAGGACUGCAGAUGUGGCCAGGGCAAUAAAUUACAAUGUCCUUACUGUGAGACACAUAAGACAGCCUUACAGGGAGACAGGACGGACAGCUGAUCGUCCUCGCAGUGGCAGACCACGUGUUACAACACCUUCAUUUCAAGCUGGUGAACACAUUUGGGUACCUAAGCAGUGGGUUCCCAAACAUUAUGUGUUUUGACACACCUAAUAGAUCAAAUGCUUGUAGCCAUAACCCAAGCUUUACAAACCAAGAAGAACUGUCCGGGACCCAACCAACCAACUGACUUGGAGCCCAUUACUUGGAUAGAAGGACCCUAAGCCUAAUUGGAUUGCAUGCUAUCAUUGGAUUUACAUGAUUUGGGAGUAGAUAAGCAUGUAUGUCAAUAUUUGUGUUCUUUCUGGUCUUGCAUAGUCAAUAUUUCAAAACCAUUUCUCUCUCUCUUCUUUCCUUCCUCCUUACCCUCUAUGUGUGUU